Molecule: messenger RNA, 2430 nt
Organism: Impatiens glandulifera
Lineage: Eukaryota; Viridiplantae; Streptophyta; Magnoliopsida; Ericales; Balsaminaceae
Product: cucumisin-like
Exons: 12
Coding region: 1-2430 (809 amino acids)
Biological process (GO): proteolysis
Molecular function (GO): serine-type endopeptidase activity
Source: RefSeq, a predicted model, not a curated record
AUGGGAAACUCGAAACUACCAAGUGAAGCUCAAGCUAAGUUACAUUCAAGCUUUCUAAAAAAAGCUCUGACUGUUUUAUACAGUUAUAAGGGUCAUUUAAAUGGUUUUGUGACCUUAUUAACAGAUGAAGAAAGUAAACGAAUUUCCUCAAUAAAAGAAGAGGUCGUUAUCUUUCCUAACAAAAACCAUCAUCUACAAACAACGAGAUCAUGGGACUUCUUACACUUCCCACAAAGGAUUCGAAGAGAGCACACAGUUGAGAGCGAUAUAAUUGUUGGAAUAAUCGAUUCUGGAAUUUGGCCAGAGUCAGAUUGUUUUAUUGAUACUGGAUAUGGACCUCCACCAAUUAAAUUGCAAGGGUCCUGCCUUUCUGGUCUCGGGAGAGGUAUAGCUCGAGGAGGAGUCCCGUCUUCGAGGAUCGCCGUUUACAAAGUAUGUUGGUCAACCUGUUGCGAAGAUGAGGACAUUAUUGUAGCAUUUUUUGUUGCCAUUAAUGAUGGGGUUGAUAUAUUAUCAAUUUCUAUGGGAAAUGAUGUUUUAAGCUACUGUGAAGAUCCCAUAGCUUUUAUGAGUUUUCAAGCCAUGAAUAAAGGAAUUUUGACGUCAAUGGCUCCUGGAAACGAUGGUCCGGGACUUUUAUCUAUCAAAAAUGUUGCUCCUUGGGCGCUUACAGUAGCAGCAAGUGCCAGCGAUCGUAAUUACGUUACCAAUUUGAUGUUGGGCAAUGGGAAAACUUUGAUGGGAGUUUCAGUGAACACGUUUGAUCCAAAUGGUUACAGCCCUUUAGUGUAUGGAGGCAGUGUGCCCAAUAAAAGAAAUGGUGCUUCUAGUUCUCAAUCUAGAUUGUGCGAACCGAACUCACUUAAUCCUAUAUUGGUAAAGGGUAAGAUUGUCAUUUGUGACGAAUAUAAUUUUGGAGAAGCAGCUAUUUCUGCUGGAGCAAUAGGUAUGGUGAUACAAGCUAAUGGAACCAAAGAUAACUGUGACGUGUUUGCCCUCCCAACAACUUGCCUUGACAUGCGGAGUACUGGUUACAACAUCAUGAGUUAUCAUAUUGAAGAUACUCAAGUUUUUGAUGCUUCAGCACCAUAUAUUGCAUCAUUCUCAUCUAGGGGACCCAAUCCUAUAACACCUCAUAUUCUUAAGCCGGAUUUGUGUGCACCCGGUGUUAAAAUCUUGGGAGCAUGGACACUUGCAAAUUCUCCUACGAGAUUACAAGAAGAUUUGAGAAGGCUACCAUGUAACAUCGUAUCAGGCACCUCAUCAGCCUGCCAACAUGUUACUGCUGCAGCCGCAUAUGUCAAAUCAUUUCAUCCAUCAUGGUCUCCGUCUGCUCUUAUGACUACCGCCACCAAGAUGAGUGAAGAAAAAACACCUCAAGCAGAAUUUGCUUAUGGAGCUGGCCCGAUAAACCCUGAAAGGGCUAGAAAACCGGACCUUGUGUAUGAUAUUACACUAGUUGACUAUUUGAAGUUUUUGUGCGGGCAAGGCUACAGCAACAAUGAUUUGAAAUUUCUUUCGGGAAUGCAUGGUGUUUGCAACCGUUAUGGAACAGAAAAUGCAUGGAAUUUGAACAUCCCUUCAUUUUCAAUCCCUGUCAUGCCUUCUACUCAUUUUAAUGUCACCUACACUAGGACAGUUACAAAUGUGGGACCUUCAUCAUCCAUUUACCAAGCCCAAAUUAUUGCUCCACCAGGAUUAAACAUACAAGUUGUGCCAAACGUACUUCAUUUCUCUAGUGUCGGACAAACUCAAACAUUUGGGGUGGUUUUCGUAGGAAGGAUUAGUGUAGGGAAUAUUGUUUCUGCUUCUUUGUCAUGGAAAACCUGUAUGGAAUCGUACCUGGUCGGGAAAAAUUUGUGGGACAUCAUCGUAGACGAAAAUGAUGUAGCUCCUGAGGAUGUUGCUGAAAAUGCGGAAGCAUCGAAGAAGCGGAAGAGACUCAAUGCGAAGGCAGAAUUUGUGUUGAAGAGGUGUGGCAAGACUGGACACUUCAAGAGAGACUGUAGAGUAACUUUGAAUGGAAAUUUUGCUAGUUCAAAUCUCGGAGAAAAGUCUAACCAACGUGUUGAGGAGGACUGGGACAAGGCUUUUCAUAUCGAUGAAAUCGAUCAAAGGUGGAUUGUCGAUUUAGGGUGCGGACAUCAUGUUACUGGAGAUGAGUCUGUGUUCUCGUCGAGUCGAGUUCAUAAUGGGGGUGGUGGCAUUGUCAUGACAGAUAAGUCAGUUCAUGAAGUUAAAAGGGAAGGAUCAAUUGUCAUUAAUAACGACAAAGGAGAAUCUAUUACUCUGAAGAAUGUCUACCAUGUUCUAGGAAUCCAGAAGAAUCUCUUCUUAGUAGCAAAUGCUAUAGACGCGGAAAAUCUUGUGUUGUUCGAUCCACAUGAUGUGAAGUUCUUAAAGAAUGUGAAAGAACUAGAACUCGGGUAA